ACAGAAGCGUCCUCGCCGGGUCUCAGCUAUUUGAGGGAGCUGCCUGCCUGAAAUGAAACUUCGUUGUGUACCCACUAAAACUGCCUUCACAGCUAUCAACAAACAUGGGUUCCAUUCAGAUCAGUUCUCUGGGAUUCAGACUAACAGUUGAUCAGUGUUUCCCCCACCACCAGGCACUUCCCAACAUCGAACUAAAUGGUGAAGAGUUCAUGUCAAAAUUGCUUGACAGAAAGUGGACAUUGCUCCGUCCUGAUACUGAAGUUCAUCAAAUUACGGUUUCUUCGACACAAGGGCAAAACAGAGGGGGGUCAUUUAGUAAUGUUUCUUUCUUAAACAAUAAGCAGCCUUACCUUGGCAACAAGAUGUUUGAGGACAAUCAAGGCUUGUCAUUCUAUAUCGUGAGGGAUGAUUUAUUGCAUCCCUUUAUCAAUGGGAAUAAAGCAAGAAAACUGGAUGGACUGCUUCCUCUAAUUGAAGAUCAUGGUGUGACUGAUGUGGUUACAUGUGGUGGUUGUCAAAGUGCACAUGCAGCAGCUGUUGCUGUUUCUUGUGCAGAGAGAGGACUGAAGUCACACUUGCUUCUACGAGGAGAGAAGCCAGAAAUUCUGACUGGCUAUAAUUUGAUUUCAACAAUAUAUGGAAAUGUAACAUAUGUUCCGAGAUCUUUUUAUGCCCAUAGGGAAAAAAUGCUACAGACACAUGCUAGUAUAGUUGCAGGCAAUAGUGGCAAUGUUGUAUAUUGCAAUGAUAUUAUUGAUGCAUCUAUGACGACCCAGACAUUUGAGUGUUCAAAUUUUGUGCAAAUGGAUGCUCCUAGAGGCACCAAGAGCCACUCAAAUAAGGUUGUUAUAGUCAAUGAAGGUGCAGGAGAUGCCAUUGCAUUGCUAGGUCUGCUUCGUCUGGUCGACUACUUAUCCCAGGACCAUUUACUUGGAAGAAAGAGGGCUUUCAACUUUGUUGUGGAUUCCGGUACUGGGACAACUGCUGUUGGUUUAGGUCUUGGUGCCCUGUGUCUAGGGCUUCCAUGGAAGAUUACUGCAGUAAUGUUGGCUGACAAAAUUGAUGCAUACAGAAAGCAAGAGAGACGCUUAAUUUCUGAAUGCAAGAGGCAAUUUUGUUUUCCUCUUGAUAGUCACGAACUAAAUGGAUCACAUGAUGGAAUUGUACACUGGGUGGACCGUUGCCAUCCGAGAAAAUUUGGCAACAUUUUGGAAGGGGAAAUAGACGCUUGCCAGCAAAUUGCACAGCAAACUGGUAUUCUAGUGGAUCCUGUCUAUACUUUAGCUGCUUGGGAAAUGGCAACACAAAUUACCAGUGCACAUGAAGAUGCCAAUGUGGUGAUGCUUCACACUGGUGGUACACUUGGCAUGUUUGGAUUAGCACAGAGGUACAAAUCAUACUUUGGUAUGUUAAACAAUACGAUAAAGAGUUAAUUUUGUGUCUGAUUAACUCCAGCUCUAUUUUGUCCACAAGAGCUUCAUGUUAAUCUUGGUGUGGAUGCAGAGUAAGAGAAACAGGUUAAGAGGGAAAAGGAAAGGUUCCUAUUAUGGGAGGUUUAACCUAAUUUUAGCGUAUUCGUCUUGUUUACACUAUGGUAUAUUUUGAGUUGGAAAGUAAGUGUAUAAAAUUGGUAUCUUUCUAAUUUUAGAAUGCUGAGGAUGUUAGAUAUGUCCUUCCAUAAUUAGUAUGUCGAAUGGUAAGCAGUUACUAUAUCUAUUAGUUUUGUUUUUACAUCUAUGCUUAAGAGUUAAGGUAGCAAAGCCCUCUGCUGAAAUGAUCAAAUGCCGAAGCUUUUGAAAGACUUCUGCUGAAGGCGACGGCGGUAGACAGUCUGGUGUUCAAAUUGGAAUCAUAGCUGUGUGUGUAGUUUCAGAAAACUGACAUAUGUAGUAUGGCGUGGGUGACCAUUAACUUUGCACAUGAUCAUCUUAAAUUUUGUGUUUGAAUGACAGGAGUUUAAUGCUGUGGGAGCCUCAAAAUUGUAGAGUGAAAACUUCAUUUUCUUUCAUACUCUAGUUGAAGCUUUGAAUUCACUGAAGCAGGAACCUGCUUACCACUCUCAUCUCAUCCAUGCUGCAUUAACUAGUUUUAUUUUUUAUGAAAGGGUGGAUUUGUCAUGGUUCAGUUCCGAUCAAAAUGGCCAUAGCUUUUCAUGAAAAUAGCCUGCAGUGGAAGCAUAUGUUAGGAAAGUAAGCUAAGGGAUUAUUGGAGAGCCCAUAUGUUGAAAUUUCUGAUAGGAAAGGACAUAAAGCUAUUCCCUUUUUCAUUAAUAAGCAACAUUCUUUCUAUCCCCAGGCCACCACCACCACCCUCACUCUCACUGCAUCUGAAAUUUCUGGUAACGGAGGUUGAUAUGAAAAAAAAUUUUGUUUUAGGCAACGAAAUAUUGGAGAGUGGAGGAAUGAGGGAAAUCCAAUUAGGCCAGAUUCCAUUAAAUCGAAAUACGAGUUUCUGAAUCCAUAUUUCGUCCAUAUUCUCACUCAUUGUGCUUAAAUGUGGUCAUAAACUUUUUAUUUCGCAAUCUGCUCUCUGUGUUCGAGACCGUAAACUUGGGAAGAAGA
Molecule: messenger RNA, 2561 nt
Organism: Durio zibethinus
Lineage: Eukaryota; Viridiplantae; Streptophyta; Magnoliopsida; Malvales; Malvaceae
Product: D-cysteine desulfhydrase 2, mitochondrial-like
Molecular function (GO): D-cysteine desulfhydrase activity
Source: RefSeq, a predicted model, not a curated record